Messenger RNA from Chlamydomonas reinhardtii, 1171 nucleotides. RefSeq lists its product as uncharacterized. The record is from RefSeq and is a predicted model, not a curated record. Lineage: Eukaryota; Viridiplantae; Chlorophyta; Chlorophyceae; Chlamydomonadales; Chlamydomonadaceae. Gene Ontology annotation, molecular function: ATP binding; dephospho-CoA kinase activity. Bases 305 to 880 code for a protein of 191 amino acids. The transcript is spliced from 7 exons. Gene Ontology annotation, biological process: coenzyme A biosynthetic process.
CAAAACAACACACAUGCACCCAUCUCCUUCUUGCCCUGCAGUGACGGGGCCUCGCUCCCAACUCGCCUCUGCCAUCGCACGCCACCCUUGCCGAUUUUCCCGUCACGCUAAAGGCGCUGGGGCCCACUGCCAUGGCAUCCACCUCACGCCAGUAGCUGUAUAUUCCUCACGCGUAGAUUGUUGCGCAAGGAGGAAGCUUGGGCAAGCCGCCCGGCGCGUGGCACGGCACACGAUGGCCAUGCCUGACUCGGGUGCCACGCAGGCCCCGGAAACAUUCGUGCUCGGGCUCACGGGCUCUAUAGGCAUGGGCAAGAGCACAGUGUCAAAUAUGCUCAAGGAGGAGGGCGUGCCGGUGUGGGAUGCUGAUGCGACGGUGCACAAGCUGUACUCGGCGGGCGGGGCGGCGGUGCCGCUGGUGGAGGCCGAGUUCCCCGGCGUGGCGGUGGCAGGAGCCAUCGACCGGGCCGCGCUGAGCAAGUAUGUGGUGGGGAAUGAGUCCGCUAUGAGGCGGCUGGAGGGGCUGGUGCACCCGCUGGUGGCGGCGGACCGGGCGGCCUUCUUGCAGCAGGUCCGUGCCUCCGGCCAGGCCCUGGCGGUACUGGACAUCCCGCUGCUGUACGAGACGGGAGGGCCCAGCCGACACGGCUGCGACGCGGUGGCGGUGGUCAGCGCCGCGGCGGAGCUGCAGCGAGCGCGCGUGCUGGCGCGGCCAGGCAUGAGCGAGGAGAAGCUGGCAGCCAUUCUGUCGCGGCAGGUGCCUGACGAGGAGAAGCGCCAGCAGGCGGACUUCGUGCUGGACACGGGCGUUGACCUGGCGGACACGCGGCGGCAGGUCGGACAGCUGGUGGCGGAGCUGCGGAGAAAGGGCGGGGCUGCUUAAGGAAGUCGCAAUAGUUGCCGAGAUGGUAUUGGGGGUUUGGAGGGGUGCUUUGCGAUGGCACGCCGUUUGGCGGGGAGUCUCGGCGCUGUGGUCCCGGAGCAGGGGGGCGAGAGUUCACGUCCAGCACCACGAAGAGGGCGUGCCGACGUCCCAUUCACAGGCAUGUUGGUAACAAUGUUUUCUUAAUGCACAUGAAGAGACGUCGUUCGACGCGGUUGGCACCCUGCGUGGAAGAGAAUUCUUGUGCGCAUCAUGCGAAUCGGUCGCGCCCGCGCAAUCCCGCCGUGCAGC